Zingiber officinale is the source of this 1563-nucleotide messenger RNA. Its product is annotated as serine/threonine-protein kinase PCRK1-like. Gene Ontology annotation, biological process: protein phosphorylation. NCBI's taxonomy places the organism in Eukaryota, Viridiplantae, Streptophyta, Magnoliopsida, Zingiberales, Zingiberaceae. The record is from RefSeq and is a predicted model, not a curated record. Bases 73 to 1386 code for a protein of 437 amino acids. Gene Ontology annotation, molecular function: ATP binding; protein kinase activity. The transcript has 4 exons.
GCCCUUUUUCAGUAAGAUGCAAAUCUCACUACUUUCGUGGUUUCUGAUGCCUUUCUCUUGGGCCAUGUCUCCAUGAAGUGCUUUCAUUCCCACGGCGACGAAGGGGCCGGCGGCGUGUUCGACGAUGGAGGAUCCAGGGCCUCUCGCUUUUCUUGGAUCCGGUCCUUCAGCACUGCCUCUGCAUCCUCCUUACUGGGCUUUGAGCCGCGGCCGACAGGGUCCGAGCACGAUCCCGCUUGGGAGCUGCCCCGACUAGCCGUCUGGCCUCCCGAGGGCCUUCGAUCCUUCUCGUUCUCAGAGCUCAAGGCCGCUACGAGGGGAUUCAACCGAUCUCUAUUGCUCGGGGAAGGUGGAUUCGGGAGCGUGUACAAAGGCGACCUUACAAUCACCGGCGACCACGGCGUCGCCGAGACAAUGGAGGUCGCCGUGAAACAGCUGAAUCGUCACGGGUUGCAGGGACACAAUGAAUGGGUGACAGAAGUUAAGUUUCUUGGUGUAGUGAAGCAUCCAAAUCUUGUCAAGUUGGUAGGUUAUUGUGCUGAAGAUGAUGAGAGAGGAAUUCAACGGCUCCUAGUUUAUGAACUAAUGCACAAUAAAAGCUUGGAGUUUCACUUACUAUCUCGAGUUUCUACAGCUCUCUCAUGGGUUUUAAGGUUAAAGAUUGCCCAAGAUGCUGCAAGAGGUUUAGCAUUUCUCCAUGAAGAAAUGGAUUUUCAGUUAAUAUUCCGAGAUUUUAAAACAUCAAACAUUCUGCUAGAUGAUGAUUUUAAUGCCAAACUCUCAGACUUUGGUUUUGCUAGACAUGGUCCAGCAGAAGGGGUUGGCCAUGUUUUGACUUCAGUUGUGGGUACUGUUGGUUAUGCAGCUCCAGAGUAUGUCCAGACCGGAAAAUUAACUACUAAAAGCGAUGUAUGGAGCUAUGGAGUUUUUCUAUAUGAACUUUUAACAGGAAGAAAGUCGGUGGAUUGGAACCUACCUAAAAGUGAGCAACGGCUUCUGGAGUGGGUAAAACCUUUUGCAACAAACCCCAGAAAGCUCCAGGCCAUUAUCGAUCCACGACUCGAUGGGAACUAUUGCUCCAAGUCUGUCCUGAUGGUAGUAGCAUUAGCUAAUAGAUGCCUGAAGAAGCAACCCAAGUCCAGGCCUAGAAUGAGUGAGGUGGUCGAGAGACUUGAUCAAAUCAUCAAGAUGUGUACUAGCCAGACUACAAAUGCCAUCCUAUCUCCAUCUCUGUCUCCGUCUCCCUCGCCCUCUCCCUCUCCCUCUUCUGGGGAUGCUAUUUCCGAUAGGACAAAAUGGCCAGAAGACAAGGGUUCCAGGACCCGGCCGAUUGAAUUUAAGCAUAUUACGAGGCCCCUUGCAAAGAUGACAAAGGCUUGGGGUUAAUCUUGUUUGUUUCACUUGCUUGGCGAACAAACUGAGUUAAAGAGGAGGUAGGCACAAGACAUAGUCUGUUUGUUAUUGUCUGCCUCCUUAAACUCAUUUGCAAGUGAAUGACUUCUUUGUUUUUGCCUCCUGUAUAUAGAUUUCAAUGCGAGAGGCCAUGAUUGUUUGUAUUGUUUA